This is a messenger RNA of Orussus abietinus, 5063 nucleotides long. RefSeq names its product Bloom syndrome protein homolog (gene Blm). The coding region runs from base 351 to 4841 and encodes 1496 amino acids. The transcript is spliced from 15 exons. Gene Ontology annotation, biological process: double-strand break repair via homologous recombination; DNA replication. Gene Ontology annotation, cellular component: chromosome; cytoplasm; nucleus. Gene Ontology annotation, molecular function: ATP binding; nucleic acid binding; four-way junction helicase activity. The record is from RefSeq and is a predicted model, not a curated record. NCBI's taxonomy places the organism in Eukaryota, Metazoa, Arthropoda, Insecta, Hymenoptera, Orussidae.
CAUUUCGUUUCAAACGGCCAUGUCGAAGUUUCAAAGCCAUGUCGAAGUCCGAUGGACCACUAUCGAUAAAUAUCGAGAAAUGGCAACGAAUUCCCGCAAAAAUUGAGAUGAAAACGUAAACGCGUGAACGCAAAGUUGAUAUACAAAGCAUCGAGAGUCAAGUAUUGAGUAUCAAGUUUGAUGCUAUAUAUUUGUCUAUAAUAAUAUUUAUUCUAUCGCGUGGUUAUACGAUCGUGUAAUAAAAUCGAAAAUGGAGUUGAAAUUAUGUUGAUCGAGGGUAGAAUGGCAAUGCUUUGUUUGGCGAGUAUAGAAAGUGUUAUUAUUGCAUCUCUCGUUAGAGGUUAGGUAGAAUGUCGAAAAAGUUGCCUAAAAGUCAAAACGGUCGACAGCCCAACCUACAGGGGUUUUUGAUAAAACUUAAGAAUAGAAAGCUUUCUCAGCUGCAGUCAAGUACUCCGAUAACAUCGAUUGAAAAAACAAAAAAUGAGGACGAGCACUUAUUUGAAUCUUCUGAACUGUGGAACAGUUUUGAAGAUAAGUGCACAUCAUCGAAGGAACUCAAUGAUGAUACUAAGAAAAAUGAUUUUAUCAUAUCGAUAAGCAGUUCGAGUGACUUAUCAGUUCCAAGUGCACAGCUAGAGCUAUCCAAGAUAAAGGAGAAUAAUAGCACUAUACAAACUAUUCAGGAUUCUAUAGAUUUGGAACAACUGAAUAAGGACCAUAAAUAUGAUAGCGAUAAUAUUAAACCGAGGAUAAAUUCUGAUAAUGCUAAAAAUGGCGAGGACAAAGAAAUGCAAAAGAAGGAACUGGAAACGGUUGAGUUACAGAAUGAAAAGAAUGAUGAUAAUUGGAGAAUUGAUCAAAGCAAUGCCAUAAUUGCUGGCAGUAAUAAUACAGUAUUAAAUGAUAAGUUUAAAAUGGUCAAAAGCAAAGCAAACUUCAUUUCAAAAGCAUUUUUAGAUGAUGACGAGAAAGUGCCAACUUCGCCAACUUUUAAAGUUUCAAGGAAAACUUCAAAAAACUCUUUGUCUAACAUUGCAAAAUUGAGGUCUAGAAAAUUAAUAAUUUCAGAUUCUGAAAGUGAUAGUUCUGAUUAUAAAUCAAGUCCCACAAAAAUAACCAUAGAUGAGGUUGAGAGUCCUGAUUCAAAAGUGAGUCUAAGAAGUGUAUCUAAACAUAUGAGUCCUAGUUUAAAAUCAAAUCAACGGCAGAUAAUUAGAAAUGAGAUCACUAGUCCUUGUUCAAAAGGUUCUAGCCCAAAAAAGACGCCGAUAAAAGAAUGGAAAGGGCCAGAUUUUAAAUUAGAUUUAAAACCACUAGGAAUUGAUGCACAACUAAAACCUUGGAUUGAAAAAAUAAGAAGUUUACCAGAGAUGACAUCCCAUCCAACAGCUACAAUUAUAGAAUUAGAAGAUAAAGUGCAAAAACUGAAGGAUAUACAAAUACAAGUUUUAGAAAAAUUUUGUACUGCAUUUAAUAUAAUUCCUAUACCAGUAUUAGAAAAGUUUCCAAAAUUUGACUUGGACACUCUUCAAAAUUUGAAGAUUAUAGGUCAACACGUGAAAGCAAAAAUUCGCCAAGUAGAAAGAAAGUUAGCAUUAGCAAAGGUUCGAGAGGAGAACUCAAAGAUGGACGUUGACGAUAUUGCAGAUGUUAGAUCACAGGAUUCCGAAAGCAAUAGAUCCACUACAGCACUUAAUAAUUCAUUUAAUAAUUUGGAUGGCAAUCAAAAUGGAGAACUUUCUCUAAAUGAAUGGGAUGAACAAAAAAAAUCCAGCCCAAAGAAAAGUAACUCCCAGUUAAAAGUGCUAACGGAAUCAAAAAAGUUUCCAAUUACUUCACAGGAACAAAGUAACAUUUCUACAACAGAGCUCGAUGACACGAGUUUUCAAUCAGCCGAUAUACAGCAGAAUACUUCAUUGUUUCAAUUAGAGGCAGAUUUAAGAGAAUCUCAUAUAUCUCCAUACGCACAUGAUAAUUCUAUUUCGGAAUCCGACGAUAUGCAGGUGGAAUCACCAGACUUGUCAAGAAAAAAGACUUUUCAAGUAAAGAAACCUACAAUUUUUGAAAAGAAACUUUCUAAGCUUCGUGAAAAACUGUAUGGAUCCUGUAGCAGCAAUAUCGGAAAGAUUGUUAAUAAUAAAGAAAUCAAAAUUCACAGUAUUCCGUCAAACAUAAAAAUAGAUGACUUUAAUACUGCAAAAGAAAUUACGAAAAUUCCGAAGGCAUUACCGAAAAGUCCAUUUAAAGAAACAAAUACAUCAUUAAUAAACAAACCUUCAUCAAGUACUAAGUUUUCGAAAGAGCAGGAUAAUUGGGAAGAGUUUGAUCAACCUGGAAAAUAUAUUAUUACUGAUGAUGUUUGGGAAAUAGAGGAUAGUUUAACACAAGAACUGGAACGGCUGCCUGCAUAUAAUUCUUCGACAAAAGAUACAAAGCCUAGCGCAGAGGGAUCUUCAAAGACCAAUAAACUCCCUUGCACUAGUGAAUCUUCUCAGAAUACUAAAAAUUCAUCAAAAGCUACAGCAGUUCCAUUUCAAAUGGGUCAGUUUACUGGAAAUUACAAGAACGAUGGUGUCAGUGGGGAAUUUGACAGUGACCAAUAUCCUCAUUCAAAAGAAAUGAUGAAGGUUUUCAAAGAAAAAUUUGGUUUGUACUCCUUCCGACCAAACCAACGGCAAGUCAUAAAUGCUGCAAUGUUGGGUUAUGACUGUUUCGUGCUGAUGCCAACUGGAGGCGGAAAGUCAUUAUGCUAUCAAUUACCAGCAAUUUUAACCCCAGGAAUUACCAUUGUCAUUUCGCCUUUGAAAAGUCUUAUUCUCGAUCAAGUUCAAAAACUUACUUCACUUGAUAUACCUGCUGCUCAUAUGUCAGGUAGCAUAUCGGACAGGGAAGCGGAAAGAAUAUACAGUGAAUUAUCCAAGAGGGAACCGGCUUUAAAGUUACUCUAUGUGACUCCGGAGAAACUGUCUGCAUCACAAAAAUUCUGUAAUACUCUUAAACUUUUGUAUGAAAGGAACUUGUUGGCCAGAUUUGUCAUCGAUGAGGCGCAUUGUGUAAGUCAGUGGGGUCACGACUUCAGACCAGACUACAAGAAACUAAGGUUACUUCGGGAUAAUUAUCCUAAAGUUCCUACAAUGGCUCUGACUGCGACGGCUACUCCAAGAGUUAGAACUGACAUUUUACAUCAAUUAAAUAUGACAUCUCCAAAGUGGUUCAUGUCGAGCUUUAACAGGCCAAAUCUAAAAUACUCCAUAAUAGCAAAGAAAGGAAAAAAUUGCUCUGAUGAAGUUAUUGCUACGAUAAAGACAAAGUACAAAAAUGAGUGCGGUAUAGUUUACUGUCUUUCACGGAAAGACUGUGACUCUUAUGCUGAGCAGUUUCGAACUAAUGGAAUUAGAGCAAUGAGUUAUCAUGCAGGUCUUACGGAUCACCAACGAACUGACAUCCAGAUACGAUGGAUCUCCGAAGAGAUUACCGUGGUGUGCGCAACCAUAGCGUUUGGCAUGGGCAUCGACAAGCCCAACGUUAGAUUUGUCAUUCAUGCCGCUCUUCCGAAAUCCAUCGAAGGUUAUUAUCAAGAAAGUGGUCGUGCGGGUCGUGACUCUGAAAAUGCGGAUUGCACGCUAUUCUACAAUUACGCUGACAUGCAUAGGAUUCGAAAAAUGAUAGAGUUCGAUUCAUCAAGUGUGGAAGUUACGAAAACACACAUGGAUAAUUUAUUUAGGAUGGUGGCGUUUUGUGAGAAUAAGACCGACUGUCGAAGAGUACAACAAUUAAAUUAUUUCGGUGAAAUCUUUCACCAGGAACAGUGCAUUGCAAACAAAUCAACCAGUUGCGAUAACUGCAGAAAUAAGGAACAAUUCACUAUGAUCGAUGUAACACAAGAUGCAAGAGAAAUUGUCAAAGCAGUUAGAGAUUUGAAUCAAAAUCGUAAACUAGGCCUUACUGUCGUAUUCCUCACUGACAUUUAUAAGGGAAGCGACAUUAAAAAAAUCAGAGAUGCAGGGCUUACGAAGCACCCACUCUAUGGCCGAGGAAAAUCUUGGAAUAGAGGCGACAUCGAACGGUUGAUACAUAAAUUGGUUAUCGAUGAUUAUCUUAAAGAAGACAUGUACAUUAACAAUGAGAUUGCAUGUGCCUAUCUAAAAAUAGGAAACAAAGUUAAGGAACUUAUGAUGGAUAAAAAUAAAAAGGUCAUCUUCCCAAUAAGAUCAUCCAAGUCUACAACUGUAGUAACAACCGUAUCUUCCGUUGCACAACCUGUGAACAAAGUCCUGAAGGAUCUACAAGAUCGUUGCUAUUCUGAUCUUAUGCACAUAAUAAGAGGAAUUGCAGCUUCGCUGGAAGUUUCUGCAUCAUCCAUUAUGAAUAUGAUAGCAAUAAGAGCUAUGAGUCAACAGUUGCCGGAGACAGAAGAAGCUAUGCUGCAAAUCCCUCAUGUAACCAAAGCCAACUUUGACAAAUAUGGGAAAGCUUUGCUGGAGAUUACAAAAAAAUAUGCUAACGACAAAAGUGCUCUUUUAAAUGAGGAGGAAGAGGACAAAGAAGAAGAGGAUGAUGACGAUACGUGGGACAAUUAUGGAAAUUCUGGAACCAGUAGCAGGGGUGGCAGUCGAGGUAGCAGGAAACGCAAAGGACGAGGUGCUUAUAGAUCUGGUGCUAAAAAAUUUAAAAGAGGAGGCUCUAGUUCAAGAGACAGGAAGUCCUCGACUAGAGGCCGUGGAAAAACAACUAGAGGUAGAGGAGCUGCAACGGCAACAAAAGGACCCGGUCUUGUAGGCUUCACUCAGAAUAAGCAGUUCCUUUCGGAUCCACAUCGAUACAUGCAUUUUGGUUAGCGAUCCACAAUGUAUCUGUACUUGCUUAUGUUAAGUUUGCAAAUCUGACAAAUUGCCCAGAAUCAACUGAAGUUCAGAAUAGCAAAUCACUUAAUAUUGGCAUUUUAGCCAUUCUGUAAAUUAAAAAAAUUUUUUUAUGUAAAUCUAUAAAUUAAUUAAUUAUAAUGACGCUGUGUUAUUCAAUAAUGUACAUAAACGAAUGAAGAUUUUCUUACAACAUUG